AUGUCCACCGAAGAGGACACCAAAGAACGUCUCAAAUCAGCCCUCUGGUAUUAUGUCGGCAAAACCGUCGACGAAAAAUGUCUUACGUCCAACCGCAACGCUACGCCCCAGUUCAUCGGCGCCCUAACAGAGCUCGUCUGGGCACAGAUUGAAAACGUCGCGAUUGAUCUGGAAUCCUUUGCUCACCAUGCGCGCCGCGAGACAGUCACCACAGACGACGUGUUCCUGCUUGCCCGUAAGAACCCUGACCUUCAACAGCUCAUGCGUGACUUCAUCGCCGAGCUGCCGAGACAAGACGGUCGGCAGAGACUCCCUGGAGCUGCGAAGAAGAGUAAAGGAAAAGACGUGGCUACGCGAAUCAGCCAGCGCUGA
This is a messenger RNA of [Torrubiella] hemipterigena, 372 nucleotides long. Lineage: Eukaryota; Fungi; Ascomycota; Sordariomycetes; Hypocreales; Clavicipitaceae. The record is from the annotation of a GenBank genome assembly.